Enterobius vermicularis (human pinworm) is the source of this 939-nucleotide messenger RNA. NCBI's taxonomy places the organism in Eukaryota, Metazoa, Nematoda, Chromadorea, Rhabditida, Oxyuridae. The record is from the annotation of a GenBank genome assembly.
AUGAGUCCAGCUCUUUUUUUUUUCACUUUCAGUACGUGCUGGUUUCAGUUGACCCCGGAAGAAGAGUUGGAAAAACAGUACAGGGAUUACAAGGCGGAAUUUGAAAAGUGGAAGGAGAAUAACAAGAACGCAGUCGGGACAGAAGCCUAUAUAAUUUAUGUGGAGAAGUUUGAAGCAUGGGAAAGGGAAGUGGAGAAUAGACGCGAAGAGAUCCGUGCUAAAGCUCAAGAAGCACAGGAGACACAGAAAGCGCAGGCGCAAGCGGCUGCUGAGGCAAAGCGUAAGAAGGAGCUUGAAGCUGAGGAAGAAAAAAAGAAGCAGCAAGAAGCUGAAGCCGCAGCGCAGGCAGUUGCAUAUGCCCAGCACCAGCAGUCAUACCUAGCUCAUCAUCAAGCUGCACUACAAAAGGAGCAGUUAAUGCGACAGCAGCAAGAAGCUGCUGUUCUGCAAAGUGUAGAUGCUGCUGCAGAAACGUUAGAUAAAUCCCGUAUGGCUGAUGUUAUGCAACAGAUGGAGCAGAUGGCACAGUUAAUGAUAGGGGGACAGAGCACUGAGUCAUUUGAAGCCGAUGGCAAAGGGAUGGGGGGACUGUCUCAUCCUGUUAGAAAGAAUAAAACAUUUUUUUUUACAGGUUUGUACCAGCAGCAGGUCUCUCAACCAGCUCCCCAACCAGCGCAACAAGCUAUUGGACCUCCACCUCAGUUAUGGGGUAACGAUAGGGUCAUUUUUGAUUCUAGUGAUCCUAUGUUCAAGAAGUGGGGCCAAAGAGCAGCACCUCCUUAUCAUAAACCAGCCUACAAACCGCCACCUACGAAUUAUCAACUUUCACCUUGUUGGCUUUUUGUGGAGCAGAUGAAGGAAGAGAAGCUGAUGUUACCUCCACCAGUUAAUAUGCCUCCUCCGUCAGUAGUCCCUACUUUCGCACCUCCUGGCCAUUGA